ACCAUGCUGCUGUCGUCUGAUGACAGCCGGUACCGGGGAAGGUGAACAAUUUCCUUAUCGAUAAGCCCCUCUCACCGAGCUCACCACGAAAUUCGAUGUCAAUCGGCCCACCAUCCUCCAAACAAUGCCUCAAUUGACGCAACAAUAACCAUGGCACUCCCUCUCUCUCGUUGUCGCGCCUCUAUGCGCCUCAGCAUACGCACUCGAUCUUUAAUUCCCCUUCGCGCCCGGCCAAUCCUCCCCCGAAGCUUCAGCCAAUCCUCCAUCGCCUACUCAAAAACCCAGCCCACGAAAGAUGACGUUCUCAACCUCUGGGAUCAGUGUACGACGACUUCAAUGCCCGCUAUGGUCGGUGCUAACUUGCGCCAGAUAGCAAUGCGGGUAUACCGACUACACCUGGUGCCAAUGGGCAAUACGCGGGGUUCAUGAAUAAGAGGAGGAACAUGUCUUCGAAGCUCUCGUUCGCCGAUCUCGUUCUACCGUCAGGCGAGGUUAUUCAGCUAUGCGCCGACUCAACGAAAUAUCCCGAAGCCUCUGCGCUCUUUCGAAGUAUUCGCGCAACAAGUCCAGUCGUCGUUAGCACCGAGAGCGAAGCGAAUACAAGCCCAGACGCCGAGAAGCAAUCCUCCAAGCGAACCUUUUACGUUAAGGACAUUCGACCAUUGAACGAUGUGCAGCAAAAUCUCAUCGUAACGCCCGACGUCAUAUUCCCCGAUACCAAGCGCCAUUACCAACUGCGCCAUCACCCAGAGUUGCUAGCAAGACUUCAAUUCCGAUCGUGGCUCAAGGGACAAUUGACAGCUGGCCUGCAAGACAAGGGCUUUACAGAUAUCGAGACGCCGACACUAUUCAAGUCAACGCCCGAAGGCGCACGAGAAUUCCUCGUACCAACCCGCCGACCCGGUUACGCAUAUGCUCUCACACAAAGUCCUCAGCAGUACAAACAGGUUCUUAUGGCGAGUGGAGUUUCGCGAUACAUGCAGUGGGCGCGCUGUUAUCGUGAUGAGGACGCUCGUACGGAUCGGCAGCCAGAGUUUACACAACUUGAUAUGGAGUGGGCGUUUGCGAAUGCUGAGGUGGUGAGGAAGGAUGUUACGGAUAUUGUGCUACGGUCGCUUGAGGCUUUGCGACCUGCGCAUAGCUACAAGACCAUCCGAGGAAGCCGUGUGCCUGUAGUUUCGGACAUUCCUGAAGGUUCUCGUCCUGCUGAUGAACCGGUUCAGCACAAGGUCACGACACUUACGUUCCAGGAUUGCAUUUCGAUGUACGGAACUGACAAGCCAGACUUGCGCCUCCCAGGAAGAAUUUACGCGAUACCAAACGAAAUGUGCGAACAAUUCGCCAGCAUGAUGACAUACCUCCAAGAUCCCCUGAUCGAAGCCUUCCAUAUCCCCGUUAAAGAUGUUGACGACGACAUUCCAAGACCAAAACGCUUCACCGAACAGUUCAUUGAAUCACUACCGAAACAUCUCCGCGAGAAUAAAGACGGAAUGCCAGUGAUACUAGUCUGCGACUCCAGGCAACCUCGCGGCGGCUUCUCUUCACUCGGUGUAGAGUGCGACGAGAUUGUCAAUAUCGCAACUGGCGGAAAGGGUGUUCUUGAGGGUGACAUUCUCGUCUUCCAAGCGCGUGAGAAGCCAAAGGGUCAGUAUUACCGUGCUUCUACCGCAAUUGGUGAAAUCCGCAAUGAGUUGUACAGGAAGCUUCUUGGCGACGGUCUCGUAGAAGACCUGCCCGCACCUGGUACACCCGAGUCAAUGCAAUUCGUCUGGGUAACCGACUUUCCCAUGUUCAAGCCCACCGGCGAGGACAACGAUCCAGGCCAAGAAGGCUCUGCCGGUAUCGCAGCAGCGCACCACCCCUUCACAGCCCCUAAAUCGAAAUACGAUCUCGAACUUCUCUUCACAGACCCGUUACAGGCCAAGAGCGCAGCAUACGAUCUCGUCCUCAACGGCGUAGAAGUCGGCGGCGGUAGCGAGCGUAUCCACAUACCUACCGUGCAGGAGUUCAUCAUGCGGGAUAUUCUCAAGAUGAAGGAUAGUAGGAUUGAGGACUUUGCGCAUUUGUUUGAUGCGUUGAGGGCGGGGUGUCCGCCGCAUGCGGGAUUCGCGCUGGGCUUUGAUCGGUUGGUUGCGCUGUUGACGGAUACGACUACUGUGAGGGAUGUCAUUGCGUUUCCGAAGACGAUGAAGGGUGAUGAUCCAUUUGUCAAGGCGCCGACGAGGGUUACGGCGGAACAGCUUGCGCCGUAUGGGUUGCAGUUGAGGGGUAAGCAGUGAUGAACAUGUGGAUGAUGUUGUAUAAAAGUGAUGAUGGAUAGAAUCGCGACUCAUUGUUUGUUUGGAUACUGGGUAUAGAAUUGUAUAUUAUUGUAGACAGGUAUGUAUCAUAGAACAAAUGCAUCAGGUCACAGGCGGUUUGCCGAGUUGGACAAGCCACUCAACAUGAGAAAUUCCAUACAGUCAUCACCAUGCCAAAGCGAUUAAAAGUUCGUAAGCGUUGAAUUGUUUCUAAGUAGGUCUUUGCCGCUCUCAUGAUUCAGCGUCAAUCCAUUCCUAUUCCCUAACCGAGCCAUUCCCGACCAAACAUUCUAAAUGUUGCCGUUCUCUAUGCUCCAGUGUUCCGUAAACUCCGAUGCAAUUUGAAGUCCAUGCCGCAUAAGGUAUCAAGGUGUCGCAAGUAAAACAAGUCGUUCAGGCUAUGAAGCGUUUAAGCCAUGAAGGCGAAGACAGCAGCACCAACAGCAGCCAUCAAAGCAACAACGCCAGCUUGACCGCCGCCAACAGUAGCAGCAGCAUUGUCGUUAUUCGACGCAGCAGAGGCACUAGCGCUAGCCUCAUCGAUAGCAGUGCGAACCCGGGAGCUCACGCCGUCGAAAGCAGUGCUGGCGCGAGAAGCAAUCUCGGAGCCCUUGUCGCGUGCCUCGGAGGCUUGACCUUCAACCCAGGUCUUGGCGUCGCCGCCCUUGUCGGAGGCCCAUUGCUCGGCUUCGGAGUAGUGGCUCUUGACCCAGUCGUCGACGUCCUGGCCGGCGGCGGAGGCUUUGCCUUCGGCCCAGGACUUGACGUCGUCGGGGAUGAUGUCGCGGGGGAGGACAGCGGGUUGGGUGAUUUCGGGCUGGGGGGCUGCGUUGCCGGCGACGAGGGUUGCGGCUGCGAGGAGGGCGACUUGUGUGAAGAGCAUCUUGAGUGUUGUUGUUGUGUGUAGGUGUAAGUGGAGUUAUGUGAUGAAGAUGUUUGUAUUUGUGAGUUGGUUGAGUGUAGAGAAAAGUAGUUGUUUAGGUGAGGGAUUGAUGAAUGAUGGAGGAGAGAAACGGGAGCAGGACCUCUCCUUGAUAUAGCUC
Fusarium odoratissimum NRRL 54006 is the source of this 3343-nucleotide messenger RNA. Its product is annotated as aspartyl-tRNA synthetase. NCBI's taxonomy places the organism in Eukaryota, Fungi, Ascomycota, Sordariomycetes, Hypocreales, Nectriaceae. The record is from RefSeq and is a predicted model, not a curated record. Gene Ontology annotation, molecular function: aspartate-tRNA ligase activity; ATP binding. Gene Ontology annotation, biological process: aspartyl-tRNA aminoacylation. The coding region runs from base 426 to 2279 and encodes 617 amino acids. The transcript has 2 exons. Gene Ontology annotation, cellular component: mitochondrion; cytoplasm.